This is a messenger RNA of Parnassius mnemosyne (clouded apollo), 4134 nucleotides long. The record is from the annotation of a GenBank genome assembly. Lineage: Eukaryota; Metazoa; Arthropoda; Insecta; Lepidoptera; Papilionidae.
AUGAUCGACCCCAGCUCAUCUGAAGAGGACAGCGAGGAUGAACACAAGAAGCAGCCAGCAAAGCUGCCUGUUGUACCCCCGGGCUCCUUGGUUGGCGGGCGGCCAUCCGUUAGAGGCAAGCCGGAACUGCCGCGUGGCUCCACAGCUGGGCUUCCAGGCGCCAGUCCACUUACGACAGCGCCACUAGCUGCUCCUCUCCAUCCAGCAACUAGGCAGAGGGAACAAGCUGCACUCGCUCCACCUCCGCAUGCAUCGUUCUUGCGCAGGACAUCGACGGGAAGUGCAAGUUCUGGUGAGGCACCAGCGCCAUCUCCAAGUCCUUCUGGUACUAGCCACUCCGACAAAGAUCAGGAUCCUCAGGAAAAAAUAGAAAAGUUAGAAGAGGAUAAAAAACGUCGUCUGCAGCUCUACGUAUUUGUGUCAAGAUGUAUUGCGCAUCCCUUUAACGCUAAACAACCUACAGACAUGACCCGACGACAUACUAAACUCACUCCACAUCAGCUCGAGACUAUACAGGCUCGAUUCCAGGCGUUCCUUAAAGGUGAAACACAGAUUCUAGCAGACGAAGCGUUUCAAAAUGCAGUGCAGUCCUACUACGACGUAUUUCUGAAAUCGGAGCGAGUGGAGCAGAUGGUGAAGUCAGGAGCGUGUUCUCAUCACGACUUUCGAGAAGUUUUUAGAAACAACAUCGAGAAGCGAGUCAGGUCUUUGCCCGAAAUAGAUGGAUUAAGUAAAGAAACUGUGUUAACAACAUGGCUUGCAAAAUUGGACUGCAUCAUGAAAGGAACUGGUAUUCCUGGAGAUGACGAAACCAAGCGACCUUCACGGGCGCAGCAACAGAGCCUCAAUGCGGAAUGCAUCCUCAGCAAAGAGCAGCUUUAUGACAUGUUCCAGCAGAUAUUAAGUGUCAAGAAAUUCGAGCAUCAGCUACUUUUUAACGCUUUAUUGCUGGAUUCAGCGGACGAGCAGGCAGCAGCGAUAAGAAGAGAGCUAGAUGGGAGAAUGCAAAAAGUGAAUGAGAUGGAGAAGAACCGCAAGUUGAUGCCGAAAUUCGUCCUCAAAGAAAUGGAAUCGCUGUACAUCGAAGAACUGAAGUCAUCUAUAAACCUUCUUAUGGCUAAUUUGGAGUCCCUACCCGUCUCUAAAGGCGGGGCUGACUCCAAAUACGGCCUACACAGAAUCAAGCGGUAUAAUCACAGAUCAAAUGCUGGAACAGAUCCGAGUCCAAGGUUGAGUAAGCAGCUGUGUUUCAGAUCGCAAGGGUCUCUAGCGAACAAGUUAACCGGCGAGAGUGACGGAGGAGACGUGGACACGCAACUUACGAAAAUGGAUGUGGUUCUAACAUUCCAAAUUGAGGUGGUUGUUAUGGAAGUAAAAGGUCUAAAGUCGCUAGCGCCGAACAGAAUCGUGUACUGCACGAUGGAGGUGGAAGGCGGCGAUAAACUGCAGACCGACCAAGCGGAAGCCUCCAAGCCCAUGUGGGAUACCCAAGGCGACUUUAGCACAACGCAGCCAUUGCCAGCUGUGAAAGUGAAGCUAUACACAGAAAAUCCUGGAGUCCUCGCUUUAGAGGACAAGGAGCUAGGGAAAGUGGUUUUACGACCAACGCCCCUAUCGAGUAAGGCUCCAGAAUGGCACCGAAUGACUGUACCAAAGAACUUGCCUGAUCAAGAUCUGAGGAUCAAAAUUGCAUGCCGGAUGGACAAGCCCCUUAACAUGAAACACUGCGGAUAUCUCCAUGUAAUCGGCAAGAAUGUUUGGCGCAAGUGGAAGCGACGCUACAUGGUGCUAGUCCAAGUGAGCCAGUACACGUUCGCGCUGUGCUCGUACAAGGACAAGAAGUCCGAACCGGCCGAGAUGAUGCAGCUGGACGGUUUCACUGUGGAUUACAUAGAGCUGGCUAGCGCUCAACUGAUGGUCGGUCAAGAAUUGGAAGGGGCGAAGUAUUUCAUGAACGCGGUGCGUGACGGCGAGUCAGUUCUGAUGGGAGUCGGCGAUGAGAAUGAGUGUCAUCUGUGGGUCAUGGCUCUGUACCGGGCAACGGGUCAGAGUCACAAGCCGACUCCGCCGACAACUUCCGACACGCAUAUCAAGAUCAUGGGAGAUGCGGACAAGGCUCGUAAGCAUGGCAUGGAAGACUACAUUCAGGCAGACCCGUGCCAAUUCGAUCAUCACCAAUUGUUCUGCAUACUGCAGUCCCUAACGCUGAAGUACCGUCUGCAGGACCCUUACUGUUCCUUGGGCUGGUUCUCACCGGGGCAAGUGUUCGUACUGGACGAGUACUGCGCUCGAUACGGGGUUCGUGGCUGUUACCGACACUUGUGUUACCUCUCCGAUCUUCUGGAUGUAGCAGAAAGUGGCCAACAGACCGUAGACCCAACGCUUAUGCAUUACUCCUUCGCCUUCUGCGCCAGUCAUGUCCAUGGAAACAGGCCCGACGGCGUGGGCAGCAUCACCGUGCAGGAGAAGGAGAAGUUCGCCGAGAUCAAGGAGCGCCUCAAGACGCUGCUGCAGCAUCAGAUCACCAACUUCAGAUACGCGUUUCCGUUUGGGAGGCCCGAAGGCGCGCUUAAGGCUACUCUAUCUUUACUGGAGCGGGUGCUAAUGAAGGAUGUGGUGACACCGGUAGCACCGGAAGAAGUCCGAGCCAUGAUACAAACGAGCCUCGAGAACGCGGCCUUGCUGAAUUAUACACAACUCAGUCAAAAAGCUAACAUUGAAGAGGAUCUCAGGGGAGAAACAAUGGUUACACCUGCUAAGAAAUUGGAAGAUCUGAUCCAUCUCGCUGAGUUGUGUGUGGACCUCUUGCAACAAAAUGAAGAACAUUACGCCGAGGCGUUCGCGUGGUUCUCCGAACUGCUCGUUGAGCACGCGGAGAUCUUCUGGGCACUAUUCGGAGUAGACAUGGACCGCGUGUUAGCAGAGCAACCACCAGAUACAUGGGAUUCUUUCCCACUGUUCCAGAUAUUGAAUGAUUAUUUGCGCACUGACGAGAACCUAAAAGGCGGUAGAUUCCACGAACAUCUGCGCGAUACUUUCGCGCCAUUGGUAGUCCGCUACGUGGAUCUAAUGGAGUCGUCGAUAGCACAGUCCCUGCACAAGGGAUUUGAGAAGGAGCGAUGGGAGAUUAAAGGCAAUGGCUGUUCAACCAGUGAGGAAUUGUUCUGGAAACUGGACGCGCUGCAAUGCUUCAUACGAGACCUGCACUGGCCGGAACCCGAGUUCCGUUCACAUCUCGAGCAACGUCUGAAAUUGAUGGCCUCGGACAUGAUGGAAACCUGCAUACAGAGGACCGAAUCUUCUUUCCAGUCUUGGCUGAAGAAGAGCGUGACGUUCAUGUCGACGGACUACAUCCUGCCGGCGGAGACGUGCGCGAUGGUCAACGUGGCGCUCGACGCGAAGAACCAGGCGCUCAAGCUGUGCGCCGUGGAGGGCGUCGAUAUUUACCAGUACCACGCAAAGAUGGACGCUCAAAUCGAGGCUUGCUUACUAGCGAUGGCCACUGGCAUGACGACGCGUCUCUCAGCUGUGCUCGAGGCGACGCUGGCCAAGAUCGCGAGGUUCGAUGAGGGAAGUCUGAUCGGGUCGAUACUGACCAUAGCGAACGUGUCUGGAUCAGGCAAGGACAUCGGCCAGGGCUACGUUAACUUCAUGAGGAACUCCAUGGACCAAAUCAGAUCAAAGGUGACAGACGAGCUGUGGAUCCUGCAGUUGUUCGAACAGUGGUACGGCAUUCAAGUGGGACUCAUCAGCACGUGGCUGACCGAGCGUCCCGCGCUGCACCCGCAGCAGGUCGCCUGCCUGUCUAUCAUACUGAAGAAAAUGUACAGUGACUUUGAGCUGCAAGGCGUAAUCGACGACAAGCUCAACUCGAAGGUGUACCAGAGUGUUGCUGCUAGAAUGCACACCGAGGAGACCACGUGUAGUCUUCUGUUAGCCCAACAGGAUGCCGGAGGAGGUGAAGACGGUGGUUCCGAAGAGGGAUCCAAGAGCGGAAAGUCCAAAUUAGAAUCUCUUACCGAGGAUACUAAGCUCGGCAACGUUUCGGCAGUUGUUGGGAAGGUCGGCAACAUGUUCGGGCGUGGUAUUGGGGAGCUAUCGACCAAGCUGGGUGGCGCUUCAUCUUGGUUUUAG